AAUCUUGGAGAACUGAGAACCUUUAAUAUGCUUAAGAACACGUAUAAAAACUUUGCUGAAAGUGGAUUUAAAAAAAGCUUCAUGCAACUCUAUAAGAAUGUUAUACAUCCAUGUCUCCUGGUUGAGUCUGGAGAGAUGUAUGUGCUUGAUGUCAUCCCUCCUCCAGAACUUCAUUUAAUGAUGAAGAUUAUAACAGAAAUUUCAAAUGUCUUCUGUAAGGAAACUGAUGUUGCUCUUUGGUUAAAAAAGCAUGGAAUUAUUUGGCAUGGGUAUAAUGGAGGUGGACUGGUUGGUAGAAAUGCUAACAAAAUACGAAAGCUUUUGCCAGAUUUGGAAAAAUUUAUCUUAGAUAACUUUUCUUCUUAUUAUCCAGUUGUUGAACUGUUAAAGUCUUUUUCUUCAGUAGUAAACAUGUGUUUCGGAAUGAAACUCCAUGACGGUUAUGCUGAUGCCAUUGCAACAUAUAAAAGAAAGUUAAAGGAAAACCAAGAGUAUGUGAAGACUACAUUCAACCACAAUCUUUCUAUGGGAUGGAAAGGUCAUAUAAUUGAACACCAUCUUGUCAUGUUUUUAAAUAGAACUAAGCUGACAUUGGGAGUAUUUUCUGAACAAUGUUCUGAAUCUGUUCAUCAUAAUAUGUUGAAAACACUGAGCAGAUUCUCAACUUCAGAAUUCAGAGAGAACCAUGGAGAGCUUCUUAGAAAGGCAUUAGUUGAAUAUUCAAGUUAUAGAAUUUAAGUUUUUUCUUUGCUAUUGAUUACAUAAUUAUACAUAUCUUGUAUAUUAUAUAGUUUUGAAGAUUACAUUAAAUCAGUAUAUAUUAUGGAUUAUAUUAUACUGUU
Messenger RNA from Hydra vulgaris (swiftwater hydra), 842 nucleotides. RefSeq lists its product as uncharacterized. The record is from RefSeq and is a predicted model, not a curated record. NCBI's taxonomy places the organism in Eukaryota, Metazoa, Cnidaria, Hydrozoa, Anthoathecata, Hydridae.